Molecule: messenger RNA, 999 nt
Organism: Diaporthe batatas
Lineage: Eukaryota; Fungi; Ascomycota; Sordariomycetes; Diaporthales; Diaporthaceae
Exons: 2
Coding region: 1-999 (332 amino acids)
Source: RefSeq, a predicted model, not a curated record
AUGGCACCGCUUCCAAUCACGUUCGCAUCGGGCUUGUAUGACCGUAUGAUCCCGCUCGCCACGGGCGAGGUGCGUCCGAUUGGUAUCGACCUCAAUUUCCUAGAGUUAGACCAUCCUCGGGAUGUCUUUGAUCGCAUGGUUUCAACCAAAGACUUCGACUGUUCCGAGCUGUCAGCAUCGGAAUACAUCACCAUGUACGCCGCAGGAAAAAGGGACUUCAUCGCCAUCCCGGUCUUCCCUUCGCGGGCCUUUCGUCAUAGCUUCAUCGCCGUGAAUGGUGAUCGGAUCAAGUCGCCCAGCGACCUGAAUGGAAAGCGCAUUGGCGUCCAGCACUACACCAUGACCGCUGCGGUGUGGCAGAGGGGCUUGCUACAGCAUGAGUACGGCGUAGACCUCAGUACCAUAGAAUGGGUAGAAGGCAAGAUGGAAGGGCCAGGGUCGCACGGCAAGCCGUCUAGCCUUCCAGCCCUGAAGCCGGUCAGGAUCACACAAAACAGCAAUCCUGAGAAAUCGCUAAGCGACCUCCUCCGCGACGGCGAGAUAGACGCGACCAUCGGGGCCGAUCCGCCAGAGUGCCUGGGCAGGUCGCCGCACAUCAGGCGGCUGUUUCCGGACUUCAAGCAGGUUGAGAAGGACUACUUCAAGCGCACCGGGAUAUUCCCAAUCAUGCACCUUGUCGCCAUCAGGCGGGAGCUGUAUGAGAAGGACAGGUGGAUGGCGACGAACUUGUUUGAGGCGCUGGACGACAGCAAGGAACUGGCGAGGAAGAGGAUGCUGACGACGAGCGCCCUGAGGUAUAUGCUUCCGUGGCUGCCCGAGGCAAUCGAUGAUAUCCGGGAGACCUUUGGCGAGGACUGCUGGCCCUACGGGCUGGAGGCGAACAGAAAGACCCUCGAGGCUCUGGUCACGUAUCUGGAGGAACAGUCAAUGAUUGACCGGAAGAUACCCAUUGAAGAGCUGUUUGCGCCUGUAAGGCCUGCCAACUUUAGGACCAGAUAG